Hevea brasiliensis (rubber tree) is the source of this 684-nucleotide messenger RNA. RefSeq lists its product as uncharacterized. The transcript has a single exon. The record is from RefSeq and is a predicted model, not a curated record. The coding region runs from base 1 to 684 and encodes 227 amino acids. NCBI's taxonomy places the organism in Eukaryota, Viridiplantae, Streptophyta, Magnoliopsida, Malpighiales, Euphorbiaceae.
AUGCCCUCAUAUACUAAGUUCCUGAAAGAAAUUUUGUCAAACAAGAGGAGACUAGAAGAUUAUGAAACUGUGGCAUUAACAAAGGAGUGUAGUUCUUUCUUACAGAAUAAGCUCCCACCGAAGUUGAAAAAUCCAGGAAGUUUCUCUAUUCCUUGUCAUAUUGGGGACACUAGCAUUGAUAAAUCAUUGUGUGAUCUUGGAGCUAGUGUAAGUUUGGUGCCACUCUCCAUUUGUGAAAAGUCAAAGGUUGGAGAAUUGAAGCCAACAACCAUUUCUUUGCAACUAGUUGAUAGAUCUAUCAAAUAUCCAGUAGGAAUUUUAAAAAAUGUACCCUUAAAAGUUGGGAAAUUUUUCAUUCCUGUGGAUUUUAUGGUUCUUGAAAUGGAAGAGGAUAUUCACAUACCUAUCAUUUUAGGAAGGCUAUUCUUAGCCACAGCAGGGGCUAUAGUUGAUGUGAAGAAUGGUAGAUUGACAUUAAAAGUUGGAGAAGAGGAGGUGGAAUUUAAUUUGAAUCAAGCUUUGAAGAAACAUCAUGAAGUUGACUCUUGUUUAAGGGUGGAUGUUAUUGAUGAGAUUGUGGAAGAAGAAUUUAGGAAAAAAUAUCCUGAGGACUCUUUGGAGAAUUAUUUGGUACAUAGUAGAACAAUAAAGGAUGAAAAUCCUAAAGUUGCAGCUUUUGCUUAA